This is a messenger RNA of Talaromyces stipitatus ATCC 10500, 762 nucleotides long. RefSeq lists its product as uncharacterized. The record is from RefSeq and is a predicted model, not a curated record. The transcript has 2 exons. The coding region runs from base 94 to 717 and encodes 207 amino acids. NCBI's taxonomy places the organism in Eukaryota, Fungi, Ascomycota, Eurotiomycetes, Eurotiales, Trichocomaceae.
ACCAACAAGAAAGCAUGUGAACCCAUCACUUUCAUCCCUGAACUGUAACGGCUCGGUUUAGAGAUAUGAUCACUCUUCCAGACUAGAUUCAUAAUGAACUCUCCCGUCCGACGCAUCGUCCAAACACCCCGUGCUACAAUCAAACUCCUCGCCCGCCAAAUCGAUAUCAAGACUAGCCAGCCAUUGCGCAACAUAGCUGAACGGAGAUGUCUGCUAGAUGCUUUGCAGAAGUUUGGGGAGGUUGCUACUUUCUUACCUAGUAAAGAAGGUGACAAAUCCAAUAUCUUGGCCAUCUAUGAAACGUCCGAAGCAGCUUCCAAAGCUGUCGAUGCAUCUCCGUUGACGAUAUCGUUUCCUACAUCUCCCAUACCUCCUCGCGCUGACUAUGGCCCGGCUCAUGAGCAUCCCGUUAACGUCAACGUCACCUGCGACAUCCACACAAGUAUAGGAACUCAAUCCGAACAUGAAGAACGAAUUGGAGGAAAUCCCUGGAAUAAUGAUCACAUGGGCUAUUCAUACGACAAGAAUCAUUCCGCGAUCAAGAAUGAUGCGCGGAUAGAUGAUGUGAUUGCCGCGGGGGCUCCGAGAAGGGUAUUUGCGGAUGGAGUGAUUGAUACGUCGUAUUUACGGGGUGGACAGGAUAUAGAGCAGCAGCAGAAGAAGAAGAAGAAGGCAGUGGAACUCAAGGGAAGCUUAUUGGCGUUGUUGGAUGAGUAGAUUUCCUGCUCUGAAGUGGUGAACAUUAUGAUACCCAACCAGUCU